Athalia rosae (coleseed sawfly) is the source of this 4608-nucleotide messenger RNA. RefSeq names its product ionotropic receptor 93a (gene Ir93a). Lineage: Eukaryota; Metazoa; Arthropoda; Insecta; Hymenoptera; Athaliidae. Gene Ontology annotation, cellular component: membrane. The transcript has 14 exons. The record is from RefSeq and is a predicted model, not a curated record. Bases 1756 to 4356 code for a protein of 866 amino acids. Gene Ontology annotation, molecular function: ligand-gated monoatomic ion channel activity.
CUAUGCGAUGCCUAGUCCGCUUCUGUGAAGUAAAAGCCUUGAAAUGCCACGCACUGAUUAUACAGGCCACACAUCGCAUAAUCACCGUGGAAGACUCAUCAGUCCCACACUGCCACAGAGCAUACCGCACGAACACAUGCCAAAGCUUAUCUACGAGUAUAAGUCCUGUUCCGCUGCCAAGCGAAGGGUGAAAAAUGAAGAUGGUUGAAUUCCGUAGUUUUACAUGCUGAUCCGUCAUCAUCUUAAUAUGUUAUUGAUAAUUGAACAGACAUCGUCUCACGGUUUGGCAGUCGGUCAGUUCAAUAAAUCGGAGAUCGGGGCUCCAGAGAUCGAAAUACAAGAGAUUCUGGAAUCUUUCAAAAAAUGAACGAAUCUACUCUUUCGGAUUCAGGAGAGAUGAAUUUACAGACAAUAACAUACAUAUAGAACAAAAAGUUCGAUCAAUUUUUAUUUUUUGUAUUUUCUGAAAUGAUUAUACGGUAACUCCCCAUUCUGGCUUUCAUAUGGGCAAGUCCACGUGAGACGUACAUGGCCAAUAAAAAAAAAUUUCUCCAAACUUUGAGAGAAUAUUUUCUCAGUACCUCCAAGUUUUGUGUCAAAUUUUGAAUUUUUUUUAAGAAUUGAAAAAAUGAGGUGCUGCCUUUUUUGUUAAUUUCGACUCUGAAAAAUUAAUUCCUCGUUCAAAAAUCUGGAGGUUUCUCAAUUUUCAGAGUAGUAAUAUAAAAACUUUCUGAAUUAUAGAUAUUUUACUGAGAUAUCCCCAGUUUUUUCUCAUCCAAUUAAACGCGAAAAUAGGCAUUCUACAAGAAUUUCAUUCAUCACUUUAUUUAUGCUAUAAAUAAUCUAAUCUCCACUUCACCUAGUAAUAGAGAAAUAAUGUGCAUACCUAGCAUGGGUUUACUUAAUUUUUUGUAAAACAAUUGAUUUAAAUGUAAUUUUAGAAAAGAAUUCCAAUUCUUAUACAUAGUAUAUCUUUUUCGCAUUUGAAUGGAAAAUUAAAGGCCACGAAAGAUCAAGAUCAUGAUUUUUUCAAGAGGGACGACAAAUUUGCUGACAAUGAGAAAAAUUUUUGAUUUUGCUUCGUUUUCGCGAAAUUUGGAAUUGGAAAAACGCGAUUUUAGCGAAAAUCACGUUUGUGGCUAACUCCCAAGUGCCGUACAUCAAAACCAUUCAUUUCAAAAUAUCUAAAAUCUUACACGAAUUCUCGGAGGUAAUUAGCAAGCAAAUUUAGCGAAAAAAAUUUUUGUGGCCAUGUUCGUUUCAGGUGGACGUAUCCGUAUACACAUAGAUGUGUAUGAAGCUGGUGGUUUCACGAUCUCGUCUUUAUCCUCGUCCUGGAUUCAAGGGUCAAUGCCUAUGCAAAGAUCUGAAAUAAAAUGCGAGAGCAGUCUGAUUGUCAACCUAUGUGCUUUAGAAUAGUGUUUGGAAUUGUCAAUGUAUAACGUUAUACAACACGUUCGUAAAACGAACAAUAUCGGUCGUAGGGCGCUACACUGGGUAGUUGGGACGGUGGGGAUAAUAGGAUUUUAGAUUAGUUCCGAUUAACAUUCAAUAAUUCAUCGAAACCGAUAACCUUUGGAUUCUAUCUCAUGGUACGGCAUGCCCGAAGACGAACCUUUUGGCCGCUCAUUGUUUACGAGAUGACAAAAAAUGGGAAGCGUGAAAGAGAAUUGGAAGCGCAUCAAUUUUUUAGAAGCUAGUUGAAGUUAUAUUAGUCUGAGAAGAUCGAAAUUCUGGGUAGUGUGUUAUUCGAAAAUGCCUAAGACGCUGUUUCUUCUAGUCAUUAUAACUGCUGGGGUUCGCUCCAAUGACUUUCCAUCGUUGAUAACAGCCAACGCGAGUAUGGCUAUUGUCGUAGAUGAUCACAUGUUUAUGGAAAGUGCGAGCUACAAGAAGGCGUUGACGGAAAUAUUUCAAGUAGUUUCGCAAACCGUUCAAGAUAAUAUGCGACUGGGCAGAAUUGAGGCACAUCUUUUCACCGACUCGAGCCUCAAUUUGCGCCGGGAUUACACCAUUUUACUCUCGGUCGCACGGUGUUCCGAAACGUGGAAAUUGUUUCGCAAGGCUCAGAAAGAAGACCUUAUACACGUUGCGGUGACGGAUGCGGAUUGUCCGCGACUUCCGGGCCACGAAGGUAUCAGCGUCCCUCUUCUGAACCCUGGCGAGGAAUUGUCCCAGGUGCUAUUAGAUCUCAGAACAAAAUCGGCUCUUGCGUGGAGUAAGAUAAACAUCCUGCACGACGACACUUUUGGUAGGGACACUAUAAGCAGAGUCCUGAUCGCGUUGUCAACAGAGUUGCCGGACUCUGGGCUGACCCCUGCGACAAGAUCUGUUUACGCGAUAAAAAAAACAAAAUCAGACCGCGCCAGGAGACAGGAAAUAUUGAGAAUACUCUCUGAUUUUCCCAUUGAAAGACUAGGCGGCUGUUUCCUCGUGAUUGUCACCAUCGAGAUGGUUGGCGUGGUCAUGGAAGUGGCGAAAUCGUUGAAGAUGGUUCAUCCUGGAACACAGUGGUUAUACCUCGCGAGUGACACGACCUCGCAGGAUCAAAACGUCACCGCUUUGAGAGACAUUCUCGAUGAGGGCGCGAAUAUUGCUAUCCUUCAUAAUACUACAAGCACCGGGGGCGCGUGUAACACUGGACUCACUUGUUACAUUCGAGAACUGACAAGAGCUUUAGCGGUUUCUCUGGAAGGUUCGUUGAUCAAGGAGAUCGAGCUCUGGAAGCAUGUUACAGAGGAGGAAUUCGAGUCAAUACGAUUUACGAAAAGAGAACGGCGCAGAGAGGUUCUCGACAAUAUGAAGAGAGAACUUUUUGAGAGCAGAAUCGGAUCCGAAGAGAGUUGCGACAGAUGUUUAUCGUGGACUAUGACAUCGGCGAUAACCUGGGGGGAGUCUUUUUCAACGGAUGAAAAAAAUGCCGAAGAUAAUUCCGCGGGAACGGGGUAUUUUCUGGGCACCGGAUCUUGGACUCCUCGUCCCGGCGCGGUAUUAACAGACGCGAUAUUCCCUCACGUGGAACACGGAUUCAGGGGAAGGACGCUCCCUGUGGUUUCCUACCACAAUCCCCCUUGGCAAAUAAUCGAUAAGAACAGGUCCGGUCUAGCGAUGUUCGAUGGACUUAUUUUUGACGUACUAAAGCAGCUCGGUCUUCGCUUGAACUUCACCUACUCCGUCCAUAUCGCAUCAUUUGAAAGCGAGACGAAUGAUUUUGAAUCUGCAAGGGUGAGGAAGGCUGAGCCGAUGUCGACGACCAAUAGAAUUCCUGCAUCCGUGAUAGAUCUCGUCCGACUGAAGAAGGUCCUGCUGGCAGCAUGCGCCGCUACGAUCAGUGAAUCGAGAAAAACCGUGUUAAACUUCACGCGACCGGUGUCCAUCCAGACGUACAGUCUUCUCACGUCGAGACCGAGGCACCUCUCCAGGGCUCUUCUCUUCAUGUCACCCUAUACCAAGGAGAGUUGGGGUUGCUUGGCCGGUGCUGUCUUGAUAAUGGGACCGAUGCUGUACCUGGUCCAUAAGUGGAGUCCGUUUUACACAAACCUAACGCGGUCUCCGGGACUACGAACUCCCUGGGACUGCAUGUGGUACGUGUACGGGGCGCUCCUCCAACAAGGUGGAAUGCAUCUUCCUCGUGCCGACAGCGGCCGUUUGAUCGUCGGAACUUGGUGGCUGGUGGCAAUUGUGAUUGUGGCUACCUACAGCGGUAACCUGGUCGCGUUUUUAACAUUCCCGAGGAUAGACGUCUCCGUGACGUCGAUCGAAGACCUCUUGGCAAGGGAGAACGAGCUGAGCUGGACCUUGCCUACCGGAAGCUACCUUGUCGAGUUUCUCGAGUCUACGGACGAGCCGAAAUUUCGCAGGUUUCUCGCCGGUGCUGAGAGGUACAACGUGACGAACGAAACGGACUCCGUAAGGCGCGUUAGGGAAGGGAAACACGUAUUGAUCGAUUGGAGAACUUCUCUGAGAUUCCUCAUGAGACGGGAACUUCUCGCUAGUGGAAGAUGCGACUUUUCACUAAGCGCCGAGGAGUUUGUGCAAGAACCGAUCGCCAUGAUCGUUGCUCCCGGUAGUCCAUACCUCUCCAUCAUAAAUAUGGAGCUCAAGUGGAUGCACCAAGUUGGACUGAUUCACAAGUGGACCUCGGAGAGGAUGCCCAUAAGAGACAAAUGUUGGGAAGGGCCUGGUAUGAACCAGGAAACCAAUAACCACAAGGUCAAUAUCGAGGACAUGCAGGGCAGCUUCUUCGUUCUCUUCAUUGGAUUUAUUUUUGCGCUGAUGAUUCUAAGCUGCGAGUUUCUCUGGGUGAAGCGGAAGGUUGUACUGGAGCGAAAGUUGGUUCGCCCUUUCGUGACCUGAACUUUUCAACGAACCGGAAGUAGAGAACGCGCCAUAGAAGUUCAUCGAAAUACAAAAUAGUCGAUGUCCAGUAAAAUAAUUUAUGUAGUACAUAAGGUUUUUUUUUUUUUAUCUCGAAUUCAAAGUCCUUCUGAUCGCUAGCAGAUAAAUUUUUCGGAGGUAACCCCCGAUGAUUUGAUCAAUAAACAAUUGUAGCAACUGCCCAAACAGGAGUGUGUACGAGGUGGUAAUAGUCAACGACAUCUAACAAAC